AUGGGUUUAUUGGGAAUGGUGCUUGUGAUCUUGAUUUCCACUAACCUAGAGUUGGGUUUGGCAUGGGUCCCUGGCAAAGCAAUGUGUAGGGUGAAGGAGUUCAAGAGCUGCUACUUAUACGAACACAAUUGCCCUAGUGAAUGCCCCUACUAUUGUAAUGUUGAUUGUGCAUCUUGCAAGCCAGUUUGCAGUUGCAACUUUCCGGGCGCGGUGUGCCAGGACCCUCGCUUUGUGGGCGGCGAUGGCGUGGCCUUCUACUUCCACGGCAAAAAGGGCCACAACUUCUGCCUUCUCUCCGACCCCGACCUCCACAUCAAUGCCCACUUCAUCGGCAAAUCCAAGCCCUCCAUGAAACGUGACUUCACAUGGAUCCAAUCCAUUGCGAUCCUAUUCGGGCCCCACCGCCUCUUCAUAGGGGCCCACAAAGCAUCCACAUGGGAUGAGUCCCUUGACCACCUAAUCAUCUUCCAUGAUAAAGACCGGAUCCGACUCGAGCCCAAAGUGGGCUCUGCAUGGCAAGCUCAGGUGCACCCAGGCUUGAAACUCACUCGAACACGACCAACCAAUGAGGUGGUAGCUGAGGCCAUUGGAAAGUUCAAGAUAACAGCAAGGGUGGUGCCUAUAACCAUGAAAGAGAGCAGGAUUCAUGGAUACAAUAUAACAGAGGAGGAUUGCUUUGCCCAUUUGGAACUUGGGUUUAAGUUUUAUGGGCUAAGUGACAAUGUUAGUGGUGUCCUAGGCCAAACUUACAGGGAAGGAUACAGGACCAGGGUGAAGAUAGGUGCUUCCAUGUCUAUUAUGGGUGGGGACCGUGAGUUCGCGACUUCAAACGUUUUCGCACCCGAUUGUGCAGUGGCUCGGUUCGAUAAUCACAUGGCAGCUCGGGGCAUGGGCUCAGAGGGUGGGCUUUGA
Molecule: messenger RNA, 912 nt
Organism: Amborella trichopoda
Lineage: Eukaryota; Viridiplantae; Streptophyta; Magnoliopsida; Amborellales; Amborellaceae
Source: RefSeq, a predicted model, not a curated record